Camelina sativa (false flax) is the source of this 2150-nucleotide messenger RNA. RefSeq lists its product as uncharacterized. Gene Ontology annotation, cellular component: periplasmic space. Gene Ontology annotation, molecular function: polyamine binding. Gene Ontology annotation, biological process: polyamine transport. Lineage: Eukaryota; Viridiplantae; Streptophyta; Magnoliopsida; Brassicales; Brassicaceae. The record is from RefSeq and is a predicted model, not a curated record.
UUGUUGUUUGGUUGGUUGUGUCGUGUAUUUUGAGUUUUUAUCGAUGGCUACGGCGGCGACUCUUUCCCUGAAACCGCCGGUGAGCUUCUUUUACGGCGGGAACCAACGCGACGGAGGAAGGAGGGUCACCGUCGCACGAGUUUCUCGAGGCGAAAAGUUUCAUGAGAGUAUAGUUCGCCUCUCUGCUUCGACUGUGCUGUUCCUCGGUUUAAGCAGUCUUCGCGUCUGUUCUCCGGCCUCAGCUCGGUUACUACCUCCGCCGAUUGUGGCUACGGAGAAUGAAAUCAGUACAGAAACUGUAGCUGGUGAAGAGAAUCACGAAGUUGAAGAUGAGAAGUUGGAAGCAGACUUCGAAGCUUACAAAGCUAAAGUGUAUUCUCUGAGUGUGCCGUUAAAACUCGUUGCCUUGCGUGGCUCAGUGCCACCAUCAUGGAUUAAGGAAUUUAUGAGCUCACAAGGGAAGAGAGUGAGGUUAAAGACUCGGUUCUUAGCAAAUCUUGAAGAGAUUUUCUUUGAUCUAUCUAAGCCUAGUAAAAAGGGGAAAAAGGGUUCUGCUUCAACUGCAGCAGCUGAUAUGAUUAGUAUUGGUGAUUCUUGGCUUAGUUAUGCUAUUAAGGAAAAGCUGAUUGAGCCAAUGAAAGGGAUAGAAGAUCAAGACUGGUAUAAAGGCUUGAGUGAUAGAUGGAAGGUUUAUCUCCGCAGGAACUAUGCGGGAGAAAAAGCUCCUGACGGUGAAAUGUGGGCGGUACCAUAUCGCUGGGGGACCAUUGUAAUAGCAUACAAAAAGAGCAAAUUUCAGAAUUACAAAUUGGCUCCGAUAGAGGACUGGGAUGAUCUGUGGCGACCCGAGCUUGCAGGGAGGAUCGCAAUGGUAAAUUGUCCUAGAGAGGUUAUUGGUGCUGUUCUCAAAUACAUGGGAGCAUCAUACAACACGACAGACCUGGAUUCACAAGUUGCUGGAGGAAGAAUCGCCGUGGAAAAUAAUCUAGCAUCACUUAUGAAACAGAUUAGACUGUUUGACAGUAACAACUAUUUAAAAGCUUUCAAUGUCGGAGAUGUCUGGGUCACUGUUGGGUGGAGCAGCGAUAUUAUCCCUGUCGCAAAACGUAUGUCUAAUGUUACAGUGAUUGUUCCCAAGUCCGGGGCCACCUUAUGGGCUGAUCUAUGGGCAAUCCCGGCUGUUUCUGACUCUGGUAAAGAAGCAGAAAAGAUAGGAGGACGAGUCCGAGGCCCAUCUCCAAUAAUCCACCAGUGGAUAGAAUUCUGCUUGCAACCCACAAGAUCAUUACCCUUCACACGGGAAGUGAUUCCUGGUGCAUCUCCUUCAGCCCUUGAGGGUACACUGGUUAAAGAACCCAAAGAAGCAAAGAAAGACAGAUCAAAACUGGACACAAACCUCAUCUCAGGUGUUCCUCCUCCAGAGAUUUUGUCUAAGUGUGAGUUCUUGGAACCUUUACCAGAGGCUACGCUAUUGGAAUACCAUCUUUUGGUUGAUACUGUAAAAAAGCAAAGCCAAAGACCUAGCCUUGUGGAGAAACUACAGGACAUUGUUUCGAUUCGAGUUCCAGGUUUUAGGAAAAAGCUCGACUCCGAGAUGAAGAAAAAUAUUUGAGUGACUGACAAAAGGUGGAAAUAGAAUUAUUUGUAUUAUUAAAUAGAGCAACUUCAAGAUGGAAACGAAGUGCAAGUUUAACAAAACACGAGUCUUCUCUUUCUCUCUCAGUCUCUCCUUGUAACAAAACAAAGUAUCAUGUCAUGAGGAGCGGAGAGUGAUUGCAUUUUGUUGGACAUGGGCUAUGCCCAAUACGCCACUCGGCCCAACAAAACAAGCUAAUUAAGAUUUCGGCCCGACGAAAUUAGAUGCAAGUCAUUAAUAAUUCGUAAAGGGGCACUCUCGGGAAUUCACGAUGGAAACCCUAGAAAACCCUCGGUCAACAGUCGCCUAUAAAAGGAAGCAUCACUUAUUAGGAUCACCAUCCUCACCCGAGGACAAGAGACAGAGAGCAAUACUUUGCGUGAAAACCGUUAUUGUCUUCUGUAUAAUUCCUUCUAGCUUCUGAGCUCGUCAUUAUUGGCUUGUUAGUUCUCCUGUGAACUGACGAGCUCAAUCUUGAUUCUUGUUAGUGACGACCUCACGAUUUUAUCGUUAA